Anguilla rostrata (American eel) is the source of this 3240-nucleotide messenger RNA. It is a transcript of the gene prox2, whose product is annotated as prospero homeobox 2. Gene Ontology annotation, biological process: regulation of transcription by RNA polymerase II. Gene Ontology annotation, molecular function: DNA-binding transcription factor activity, RNA polymerase II-specific; RNA polymerase II cis-regulatory region sequence-specific DNA binding. NCBI's taxonomy places the organism in Eukaryota, Metazoa, Chordata, Actinopteri, Anguilliformes, Anguillidae. Gene Ontology annotation, cellular component: nucleus. The transcript is spliced from 5 exons. The record is from RefSeq and is a predicted model, not a curated record. Bases 579 to 2606 code for a protein of 675 amino acids.
UGGGUGCAUUAUACUCAAACGGUCAUGCCCUCUAAUUAUUAUUUUGUUAAUUAUCAUUUUAAUGAAUUCUACUCAUAUUAUUACAGCAUAAUGUUAGGGAACAGGUCAGGUUGAAGGUUCUAUUGCUAACUGGGCAACUAUCGUUGAAAUUUUCUGUAAAAUAACCUGAAUUGCUUCAGUAGCCAAAUGUCCUACUGUAUAAAGGGCAUGCCUGACACAUAUCUGAUGUAAACUGAUUUCAGCCAACAUAUUAGCCUGUGAAUAAAUAAGACAAGACCCUACACCACCAAGUUGUUUUCGUGCCCACAAUAAAUUAUGUUCACUAAUGUGAGUGACAGCCAGCCUUAGAUUACGUUUUUAUCAUAACUGAGCCCUGAUUUGUUUUCACUGGCCACGCCUUCAUUUCCCCGAGUGGCUCCCGAGAAUCUGCGCAUCUACCACGUUCAUGGGAAACCUUUAAUCUCGCUCAGACAGCAGACAGCAUCAAUUCCUUCCCAUCAAAGCCACAGAUAACUGAGAAUCAAGGCAGUUCCUGGCUCCAAACGUCUAAGUGACCAUUAAUCGAUUGUGUUGAGAGCAUGAAUCUCAGCCUCUCAGACCAGAGCAUGCACACGUCCAGCGAGGGCUACCUGGAGGAGGAAAAAGGUGAGCUGCUGCACCCUUGUUUCCGAAGAAACGUGUACGAUGAUUCCCUGACUACCUACUCAAAUGGAUCCAUCAUCUCCCAGCUGCUGAGGAAAACUAUUCAGAGUAAAAGGGUCCUAGAGGACAAUCUUUUCUACCUGCCGGCCACUGCUGUGUCCAGCUCCACCAUGGCCGACUCCAGCCAGGAGGACCAGAGCAGCAACUCCUCCAAAGAGAGCAUGGCAGAGCUGGCGUCUCCUGGCAGCCACCCCUCCGUCACGACCAGCCCUCAGGCCGACAGGCCCCUGAACGAGCACCUUCAGGCCAAACGUGCCCGGGUGGAGAACAUCAUCAGAGGCAUGGCGGGAUCUCCUAACGCGCGGAUUCCGGGGGAAGGGGAGCGUAGCGAGGCCGACGGCAGGGAUGCGAGAGAGGCCUACAGGGAGAACAAAAGGAAGCAGAGGCUGCCUCAGCAUCAGGAGCACAGUCUGGGCGGAGGCCUUGGCGUCAGCCGAGGGGGGAGCGGCAGUAAGGAAGAGGAGUGUCAGAGGCUCAAGGAGCAGCUGCAGACCAUGCAGAGGCUCCUCAGGCAGCUCCAGGAGAAGUUCUUCCAGGUUUACAAUCUGAGCGAUUCUGAGCAGGAGGACCGGGAGGAGGUGGGUCCAGCUGGGUCUAUAGAACGUGAAGACCUCACGCAUAUCAAAGAACCCUUCGAAGGGUCUGACUCUGAGUUUCACAGGGACCAGGACGGUGAUUUUGAAAAGAGGAGGGACAGCAUUAAAGCCAGCCGAAGAGAUGCAGUAAAGACACACAGCAGCCAUUUUGCAUUUCUAAAGGAGGGCAAGAAUCUACCAGAGUCGCUCAAGUAUGAGCUCUCCAAAGCUGUGAGUGAGAGUGUGGACUUGGUUUUUAAACAGUUCUCCUCAGCUUUUACUCCCCAGCUGCAAAUGGGGCAAAUUCCAGCCCAUGUUAAUAUAGGACCCGAGAAGAAGACCCAAAUAGCAUGUGUGCAAGAGCAGCCACACACUGAAGAUUCCAUGAAGACAAGGUCCCUGGAAUAUUAUGAGAGUGCUGAGGUGCAAAUACCUGAGGACCAGACAGAGGCACUUUCACUGGUGGUUCGUAAGCCACCUCUGAGCCACCCAAGUUCCAUGAAUCAAGCAGUGAAAAGACCCUACCCGGUUCACCAGGCUCCCUUUCAGUUCAGCUACAGCACCCCCAUUCAUGAGAACCAGAUUCUGGAGCACCUCCUCAAGUAUGGCCCCCACGGCAAUUUCGGAAGCCUCCCGUGUCUGCCCCCACCUGUGGACAGGUCCUCCCCAGAUUCGGUAGACUUGCCGUGGGACACCAUUUCUGCCAGGCCCAAGGUGAGCUCCACUCAGAUGGCCCACCAUGCCCGAUCAACAGCCUUGGGACAGGUGUCGAUGGAUAGCCUUUGCCUCCCUCAUGUUAAGAUGGAAUGCGGGGAUCUGCAGAGCCUGGCGGAGAGAAACCCUUAUAUGUCGCUCAAUAUUCAGGAAGGUCUGACACCCAACCAUCUGAAGAAAGCGAAGUUGAUGUUCUUCUACACCCGCUACCCAAGCUCCAAUGUGCUGAAGACCUUCUUUCCUGAUGUCAAGUUCAACCGCUGCAUCACCUCCCAGCUGAUCAAGUGGUUCAGCAACUUCCGUGAGUUCUACUACAUCCAGAUGGAGAAGUUUGCCCGUCAGGCCAUCGUGGAUGGAGUGAACAACGUGAAAGACAUGUCAAUCACCAGGGACUCCGAGCUGUUCCGCGCCCUCAACAUGCACUACAACAAAGCCAAUGACUUCCAGGUUCCAGAGAGAUUUCUUGAGGUUGCUGAAAUCACACUCCACGAGUUUUUCAACGCCAUUUCCUUGGCCAAAGACACAGACCCUUCGUGGAAGAAAGCGAUCUACAAGGUCAUCUGUAAACUGGACAGCGAUGUCCCCGAUGAAUUCAAAUCAUCCAACUGUGUGUAGGAAGUGCACAACAUUGUGUAUGUUUACUAUGAUCUGGUUAAAAAAAAAUGAUGCGUCUUGCUGUGGAUGUGCAGUGCACUCUUGCUGAUCCCGAGAACUCGUGAAUUACUCUGUGUCUUGAAGGAGAGCCCUCAUCACUUCUGUUUUAAUUGGAUGUUGUAUAUUUAUGUAUCAGAUACAUCAGUAGUUGUAUUGCUGGAGGAGUGGUUUAGCACAUGUGAAGCUCUAUAACUGGACAAAUUAUAAUAUUAUUGACUGGUUGGUUUGCCACAUUCAGUAUAGGUAUGUGAGUAUACCUUUGUCCUCUGAUGAGAAGGUGUGUGACUCCUGGAGGAGUGUUUCACCAGUGAAUGAAAGAAAAAAUAAGGAUUUGUGUCUCCUCAGACUAGGAUUGUUCUAUUUAUUGAACAACUGAUUUGGUUGGUAAUAAGAAUUGAACUGUAACGAAUCUGUCAUGAAUCUGUUGCUAUAAGCCACAGUUGAUGCACAAGUGGCUUUGUUCUACAGUAGAUCAUCGGGAAAUAACAAGCCAUGACAGAAUGAAUGACCUGCACACUUAAUCUCAAAUUCACUUAAUAAUGCCCUUAUGUUCUUAUGGUCAUACUCCUGACUAGUCUAACAUUUCCAUCACCCA